AUGCAGGCAAACAAUCGCAUGCUGGAGCACUUCGAUUCCAUCUUCAGCAAGCAGGAUCCUAAAUGCCCGAAUGUCGUUGAGCUACAACUCGGGCGCCGGCGCGUCAUCGUUACUCGGGAUCCAGAACACAUCAAAACCGUCCUGACGAGUAAAUUUACCCAUUACGGAAAGGGCCGACUGGUUCACUCUGCGGCCAGCCCGUUUCUCGGAGACUCGAUUUUCACGACCGACGGACAGCUGUGGCAGAAGAGCCGCGCUCUCAUCAGGCCCAUGUUCAAGAGAGAGCGCGUCCGGGAUAUUGAGAUUUUCUCCCGUUGGACCGACGUGUUCAUUUCCAAGCUUCCGCCCUCCGGAAGCACCGUUGAUAUCUGCGACUUGUUUUACAGGAUGACGCUGGAUGCUUCAACCGACUUCCUCUUGGGGCAGAGUGUUGGUGCAUUGGACCACCCCAACGGUGAAUUUAGCCGAGCGUUCACCAAUGUCCAGCGCAUGCAGAUGAUUCGAGUUAUCUUGUACUCAUUCCGCCACGUACUACCACUGCGCCAAUACUAUGACGGAAUCAAAGUCAUUGAGCGAUUCAUCACGCCGUAUAUCGAGUCGACAUUGCGGCUUUCCAUUGAAGAGCUGGAACACCUGUCAAAGUCAGACAAAGGCUUCACCUUUCUUCACAACAUUGCCUUGUUUUCGCGAGACCCUCAAGUGAUCCGGGACCAGGUCUUUGCCGUCCUGAUUGCCGGCCGAGACACGACUGCAGCAACGCUCUCCUGGGCCAUUUACGAACUUGCCAAUCACCCCGAGGUGUGGCAGAAGCUUCGGAAACAAGUACUAGAGCGCGUGGGACCAACUCGGGCUCCCUCAUACGAGGACCUCAAAAACCUGAUGUACCUGACUCACACAAUCAACGAGACUCUGCGGCUGUACCCUGCGGUCCCUUAUAACAUCCGCGGUUGUCUCGAGGACUCUACUCUGCCCACGCCAGAGGGCCGCUCGGAAAUCGCGACGUCGACAAACGACAUUGUGAUUUACAGCACCAUGGCCAUGCAGCGUCGACCUGAUCUCUACCCGUCCGUUUCGGACUCCUUCGCCGACCCUGCAAUCUUCAGUCCUGACCGCUGGGAGCACUGGACGCCGAAGCCAUGGCAGUAUGUGCCCUUCAACGGUGGUCCAAGAAUCUGCAUUGGCCAAAACUUUGCCGUCACUGAAAUGGCCUUCACACUGGUGCGUCUUUUACAAAAGUAUGACCGUGUAGAGUACCGCGGCGAUUGGAAUGCUCAGUUCCACAAGGCCGAGCUGGUUGGGUGUCCGGGACAGGGCGUGCCGGUGGCAUUGUACGAGGCAAAGGACUAG
Messenger RNA from Metarhizium album ARSEF 1941, 1347 nucleotides. Its product is annotated as cytochrome P450 alkane hydroxylase. Lineage: Eukaryota; Fungi; Ascomycota; Sordariomycetes; Hypocreales; Clavicipitaceae. The transcript is spliced from 4 exons. Gene Ontology annotation, molecular function: monooxygenase activity; oxidoreductase activity, acting on paired donors, with incorporation or reduction of molecular oxygen; heme binding. The record is from RefSeq and is a predicted model, not a curated record. Bases 1 to 1347 code for a protein of 448 amino acids.